UCUGUGGUGGUCUGUGUUCUGACGACUGACGUUGAUGGCUGUUUACAUAUUUGUGCUCACUCGAAAUUAUGAUAAAUUCAAUAUAAACUCAGUGAAAUUGUGUAGAAUCUUUUUAUUAAUAUGUUUAUAAUUCAGUUAUUCAAUUAGUACGAAUAAAUGAUUGAAUAGUAAUAUCUAAUGGCUUAUACAGAGAAGGUGUCCCUCAAUGGCACCGCACUCUCGUUUUUACUAUACGAAUGUAUGAAUUCUGUUAAUAGUCAGGAGGGUUUCCUUAUCGGCGAUGUAACUUCACAAAUUACUAACCAUAUUUCGGACUCCCAAAAUGAUAGCGCCCGCCUGGACACCCAAAUUGUAAUAAGGACUGUGUUACCGUUGCCUUCAGUGUCGUUAUUUUACUUACCCACUGGUACAAUAAAGGAAGAUUUGUUAUCAGAACUACUCUCAAGUGCUGCAACUGAAGUGGUGGGCUGGUAUAAGUAUAGGAAAAAUAGCAGCAUAAAACCUACCUUCCGGGACAAAUUAAUAUCAAAAGGAUUACAAAAGUACUUCGAAAAAUAUCAUGGGAGAAAAACUUUUGUCUCAUGUAACUUAUCAAGUAAAACAUCUUCCGCCAACUCGACACAUACUCUGAUUUAUAGAUUUGGUAAAAUAAACUGCCUCGACAUGUAUGAGUAUGUUGAGGAUGUAACAGCAAAUUUGGGUGAAAAACUGACUGGAUAUAAAAAGGCAAAUAGAGUAUCACAACAUUGCAUAUUUAACAAAAUUGUCAAAGAGAGUAAUGUUCAAACUAAUAACACAGAUGAAGCAAUAUUGAAGAUCCAGGAGGCAGUAGAUGUGCGACUUAUAAAAGAAGCUAAAAUAGCGGCUAAAAAUGAGUGUUCAAUUAGGGAACUAGAAGCAGAAAUCAAAUUAAUGAGUACAAUUUUGGCCAACAAUCAAGCAGUGGACCUGGAAGCCGCAUACAAAAAAAUUGUUGAAGAAAAAUAUAUUAACCGAGAAGUUGAGAUGGCCCAAGCAUGCAUAGAUGCAUUGAAGGCCCCUACCACCGUGGACAUACUGAGUGUACCUAAUAUUUUAAUUAAUAAUAUUAACAAAAGUUUAUCUGAUAGUCAGAGUUCUACCCCGGUUAAAGAGAAUGAUGUCAAAGAGGGAACUCCCAGCCCUGUACUGAUGACUCCAAGUUGUGUGAAAUCACCAACGUUAAAUUAUGCUGCAGUGCUCAAGAAAAAUUCAGAUGCAGCUUCAACAAGUAAAACCAAUUUCAGUGAAGAUUUAAUCACCUUUGAUGUGGAAGAGAAUCAUCACAAACCUAUCCUCAUCAAUGAUAAUACCACUACUGGUGGCAGCUCCCCAGAAUAUUGAAAGUGCCUUAUAUAUGUAUAAAAUAUUUAAUUAAGUUACCAUAAACAAAACACACUAACAUGUAAACUAUCAGUUUUGUUAUUGUUGCUCAUAGUAAAUAUCCAAGGUCUAAUAUUAACAUUUCCUUGAUUUUUUCAUUGUUUUAUAUUAUUGCUAUAAAAAUUACUGUAUAUAGUAAUAUGAUUGUUUAGUUUGAUAAUAUAAUACCUUUGACAUGUGGUUAUAUUCAUAGUAUAUUUUUGUGUUCUAUAAGUUUCAGAUUCUACUUAAUUUUCAUGUUUGUCUUUGACUUUACUAGCAUUUAAGCAACUUAUUGACUACUCUCAUGAAAUAUAUGAUAUAUCAUAAUAACAUUACCAGAGAUCUUGUAAAUAAAAUUUUAUUGUUUAUAAAUGAUCAAUCAUUCAAACUUGUAGAAAGUAUUUUUGUAACAAAUUACAGGACAUAGUUAAUUCGGUAUUAUCCUAUCAGAUUCUGCAUACCUAUUGGGAAAUAAUAAUAUACUCGUGCUUGAAACCAUAAUUUAUUUGUAUUGUAUUUAAAUUUCUUGAAAACAUUAAACUUAAGGAUAAACCUAGCAGCUAACAAGCUAACCCAAUUAUUACUGAAAAAGUGGAGGGAGCCCACAUGGAAUGGCCAACAUGUAUUUUUGUAAAACUGAAUGAAAGUUAAGACCAUCAUUUCAUUAAUAAAAUUUCAUUAGGUACCAAGAUUUUUACUCAAUUCAUAAAACCCUGUAAGUUCUGUAACAUAUCAUUUGUUUUAACACCCUACUCAUUUGUCUACUAAUAUAUUGAAAUAAAACCAAAUAAAGACUUUAAUAUUU
Messenger RNA from Maniola jurtina (meadow brown), 2188 nucleotides. Its product is annotated as BRISC complex subunit FAM175B-like. The coding region runs from base 178 to 1362 and encodes 394 amino acids. Gene Ontology annotation, biological process: attachment of spindle microtubules to kinetochore; mitotic spindle assembly; protein K63-linked deubiquitination. Gene Ontology annotation, molecular function: polyubiquitin modification-dependent protein binding; microtubule binding. The record is from RefSeq and is a predicted model, not a curated record. NCBI's taxonomy places the organism in Eukaryota, Metazoa, Arthropoda, Insecta, Lepidoptera, Nymphalidae. Gene Ontology annotation, cellular component: nucleus. The transcript is spliced from 3 exons.